UGAAUUUUGAUUUGAUGGUAAUUUUUGUGUAAAGACGAAAAUAGACAAGGUGAACGUGUAACAUAAGGUUUAUAAAGUGCAUAACCACUUCACAAAACAAAACAAUCGUGUUCUUGCCGCUAGCUAGGGUUUUUCUCAGGUUUUUUGAUCACGAACGAAACGAUGUCUCGUGUGUACGUGGGUAAUCUGGAUUCCAGAGUGUCAGAGAGGGACCUUGAGGAUGAAUUUCGUGUUUUUGGUGUAAUUCGAAGUGUUUGGGUUGCUCGAAGACCACCUGGCUAUGCUUUUAUUGACUUUGAUGACCGCAGAGAUGCACAGGAUGCUAUACGCGAUCUAGAUGGCAAGAAUGGAUGGAGGGUGGAGCUUUCUCACAAUUCUAGAAGUGGUGGUGGUGGCGGCGGCGGCGGUGGAGGUCGUGGCCGCGGAGGUGGUGGUGGCGGUGGUUCUGAUUUGAAGUGUUACGAGUGCGGUGAACCUGGCCAUUUUGCUCGUGAAUGUCGCAAUCGUGGUGGUGGUGGUGCAGGAAGACGCCGUAGCCGCAGUCCACCUCGAUUUCGCAGGAGUCCAAGUUAUGGGCGAAGGAGUUACAGUCCUCGUGGGCGGUCCCCUAGGCGCCGCAGUGUGUCACCUCGUGGGCGUAGCUACAGCAGGUCACCGCCUCCUUACCGUGGGCGUGAGGAGGUGCCAUAUGCUAAUGGAAAUGGCGUUAGGGACCGACGCCGAAGCAGAAGUUAAUUUUGAAGAGUCAGUGAGAGCAAUUAUUGUGGGAAUAGUGAGAUUUUGGUCAUUUAUUGGUGCACAGAAUAUGAAUCUGUUUUGUUUGGGUUAUGACCUGAGUUUUACUGUUGUAUUGGAUCAGUUACUUGAUUGAUGUCUCAACUAGGGUUUCCUGUAUCUUUGCUGAAUACUUGUAGUUUCAUUGCAGAUAAGAUAACCGUCUAUUUUAAGUAAUUGCUACCAUUUUCCAGAUCUUUCUAAAGCA
Molecule: messenger RNA, 982 nt
Organism: Medicago truncatula (barrel medic)
Lineage: Eukaryota; Viridiplantae; Streptophyta; Magnoliopsida; Fabales; Fabaceae
Product: serine/arginine-rich splicing factor RSZ22A
Exons: 6
Coding region: 163-735 (190 amino acids)
Molecular function (GO): RNA binding; zinc ion binding
Source: RefSeq, a predicted model, not a curated record